GGAGCUAUGUAAACGACGUCUCGUGGGCUGAAAUGAUGCUGGAGCUUCUUCGAGCGGCGGGACACUUGCUGUUGAGCUACAGCACGAAGAGAUAAAGCCAAUAAAACCCCUCAAAAAAGCUAAAACAAACCCCAGACUCGACUCGCAUUGGUCCAAUAUGGCUUCAAAAUGCCCCAAGUGUGAGAAGACGGUGUAUUUUGCUGAAAAGGUGUCAUCGCUGGGGAAGGACUGGCACAAACUGUGUCUGAAAUGCGACCGCUGCAACAAGCUCCUGAACGCUGGAGGCCACGCUGAGCACGAUGGACGGCCAUACUGCCACAAGCCAUGCUACGCUGCCCUCUUUGGGCCAAAAGGUGUGAACAUCGGCGGAGCCGGUUCGUAUGUAUACGACGCUCCAGCCAACAACAAUGCGGCUCCCACUGCUGUGGAUUCAGCUGCAAAAGCGGAGGAAAAGCGCAACUUCGCACCAAAGGUGGCUCCAAAAGCUGGCAGCAUCACCACUUUCUCCGGAGAGGCUAACCUGUGUCCCAGAUGCAACAAAAAGGUGUACUUUGCUGAGAAGGUGACAUCGCUGGGAAAAGACUGGCACCGACCGUGUCUGCGCUGUGAGAGGUGCAGCAAGACUCUGUCUGCUGGCAGCCAUGCAGAGCACGACGGCCAGCCCUACUGCCACAAGCCCUGCUACGCCGUUCUCUUCGGGCCCAAAGGCGUCAACACCGGUGGUGUGGGCAGCUACAUCUAUGACAAGGAGCCCAGUGCCGUGACCCAGCCCUGAACCUUUAGCCUCUCCCAGCCUCACCCUCGUCUUCUCGACACCCCUAAAUCCGCAGUAUUAGCUGUAGCUUUUUUCCCCCUUUUCACUCCUGAGACGGAUCUUCUCCUUCACCCUGCCCUGGAGCUGAGCUAGCAGCGCGAGGAAUGACAUGAACACUGCCUGAAACAUGUGCCACGUUAGCAUUUUAGGUUUUUCCAAAACACAACAAAGCUGUGCAAACGCUUUGAUCGUCACGACAAACGUAAAAAAAGGCUGUAAAUGAUUUUUGCUGUGCAGGUGGAUGCAUUAAGCUGCUGCAUGCUCACAUUUGUGCACAAUGCCUGUCGAUGUUGAAUCCAGCUAACUGCAUUCUCAUAGGAAGUCCUAACUCAUGUUGCAUUUCUCUGCUGUUAUUUUCUUCACAUCUGGAGAUGUUCAUUCAUUUUUUUUCUAUAACUGUUUUAUGUAACAUUUAAUAACCGUGGAGGUAUUUCAUCCCAUAUGAAGUUUGUUUUUAGAGGCAGUUUCAGGAAUAAAAAUGUAUUUAUUGAUUUACAGGUCAGGUCUUAAGGAGAGUUUAAAAAUGCCAGUUUCAGCUGUAAAGACUAAAAUCUUUUUUUUUAUUGAUGAUUUCAUAUAAGUAAUCCUGCUAUUUUUUUGUUUUUUUUUUCCAAGAGAUGCUAUUUGAAGUAUUAUAUAUUUUUGCCACUAGCAGCUACCGUAGUUGUAGAACUGAAGACAAGUCAUUCUGUAAGAAUGUGCAUUUUGGUUGUCCUGUUGUUAGUUUUUUAGACUCUGCAGGGCUUGUUGUUUGUAGACUUGAACCGCUGCACUCCGGCCCCGCUGCUUCGUCUGUUUUCAUUUUGUGAGUAAACGUUUCUGAGAUCUGUGUCACUGCAGGAAGAUGGAUUCUGAAACCCUCGUCUUCAUCGGCUGCAAUAAACAAACACUUCAUGUGGUGCCA
Molecule: messenger RNA, 1718 nt
Organism: Oryzias melastigma (Indian medaka)
Lineage: Eukaryota; Metazoa; Chordata; Actinopteri; Beloniformes; Adrianichthyidae
Gene: crip2
Product: cysteine-rich protein 2
Exons: 8
Coding region: 158-775 (205 amino acids)
Source: RefSeq, a predicted model, not a curated record